Messenger RNA from Closterium sp. Naga37s-1, 1065 nucleotides. NCBI's taxonomy places the organism in Eukaryota, Viridiplantae, Streptophyta, Zygnematophyceae, Desmidiales, Closteriaceae. The record is from the annotation of a GenBank genome assembly.
GCUGGCGAGUUGCUGGAAUCAUUGCAGGAAGGAAGCACGAAAGGAGAGGAGGGAGGAGAGGAGGAGAGAGGAGAGGAGACGGGAGAGGAGGAGGGGGGAGAGGGGAGAGGAGAGGAGGAGGGGGGAGAGGAGAGAGGAGAGGAGGAGGGGGGAGAGGAGAAGGGAGAGGGGGAGGGGGGAGAGGAGGGGGGAGAGGAGGGGGGAGAGGAGAGGGGAGAGGAGGAGGGUGGAAAAGUUGACAGGAGAGAACGGGAGGGGGAAGAAGGGGGAGGAGAGGAGGAGAGGGGAGAGGAGGAGGGGGGAGAAGGGGAGGGAGAAGGGAAAGGAGCAAAAAAGAAGGGAAGGAAAAGCAGAGGGAGAAGGAGAAAGGGAAAGGGAGAGAAUUGCACAACGGAAGUGCAAGGUUCCUUGCAUGAAGGAGAGAGAGGAGAAGGGGGCGAAGAUGAGGGAAUGGGGGAAGGGGAUGACGAGGAUGGGAGAGAUAGGGAGAAAGAUACAAACGAGGAUGAUGAAAGGGAGAAGAGGGAGAAGAAGCGAGAGAGUGAGAAGGGGAGAGAAGAGGAGAAGGAGCAGUGCAGGGCCAAGGCACGGGCAGUGGGCACCAUUCGGCUGAUAGGGGAGCUGUUUCUUCAGAGAAUGAUUCCCGAACCGGUGGUUCAUGCAUGUGUGCAGGUGAGUGGUUCGUGUGCGUGGGUGCGCAUGUGUGCAGGUGCGUGGGUGCGUAUGUGUGCAGGUGCGUGGGUGCGCAUGUCUGCAGGUGCGUGGGUGCGCAGGUGUGCAGGUGUGCGGGUGGUUAUGUGCAGUUUGUGUUCCUCCUCCUUCUCAUAUAAUAGCGGUGCGUGUUUGUGUGUGUUUGCUGCUUUUGAUUGCAAGGGGGACGAUGGAGAGGAGUGGGGGAGUGCCACUACUGUUGGACAAGUACCCCCCUCGUUCACCUCCCUUCCAACUAUUGCUUCUCUCCCAUACACCCCUCGCUUCCCUCCCUCCCCCAGGAACUUUUGGGCGAUCCUGCAUCCAUCCGCCCUCCCACCCACGUCGAAGCAGUGUGUGUGCUGCUCACAAUAG